Closterium sp. Naga37s-1 is the source of this 1065-nucleotide messenger RNA. Lineage: Eukaryota; Viridiplantae; Streptophyta; Zygnematophyceae; Desmidiales; Closteriaceae. The record is from the annotation of a GenBank genome assembly.
AUGGCUCGCGCCGUCGCCGCUCAUUCCGCGCUCCUGUCUCAACUGGCGGUCCGCAGCCCCGUCGCAGCGAGCCACGCGUCAGCCGCUGACAGGCUCCAUGCCGCCAUUCUUCCCGUGAAUCCUCUGCGCGCAGCGGCUUCGCGAGGAGCCAACAGCGGGAGGACCCACGUGUCCCGCGUCAACGUGUCGGCUUCUGCCGCAACCGAGCCUAGCUCCAAGGACCUCCAGGCGAAGUUCGGCAAGGAUGGAGUGAGCUUCGACGAAGGGCUGGGCGGCCUGCCACGUGUCAUUCUCGCAGACGCCUCCGGCAGCACGGCCGAGGUGUACCUGUACGGCGCCUGCACGACUUCCUGGAAGCUUCCGUCCGGCGAGGACCUGCUGUUCGUGCGGCCGGACGCGGUGUUCACGGGCGCCAAGCCCAUCAGCGGCGGCAUCCCGCACUGCUUCCCGCAGUUCGGCCCGGGCGCCAUGCAGCAGCACGGCUUUGCGCGCAACCUGACGUGGGACGUGGAGGCAGCGGAGGGGGGCGCGUCCCCCUCGCUCACCCUCGCCCUCUCCGCCAACGAGUACUCGCGCGCCAUGUGGGACUUCGCAUUCAAGGCCACCUUCAAGAUCUCCCUGUCGGCGGGCAAGCUGGAAACGGCUUUCACAGUGGCCAACACGGACAGCAAGCCCUUCUCCUUCACCACCGCUCUGCACUCCUACUUCCGGGCUGCCAUUGGCGGAGUGAAGGUGGCGGGACUCAAGGGCGCCAAGUCACUCAACAAGGACCCCGACCCCACCAACCCCAUCGCGGGCGUGGAGGAGAGGGACGAAGUCACUUUCCCCGGCUUCGUGGACUGCAUGUAUCUCAACACGCCAGAGGAGCUCGUGCUGGACAACGGGCUGGGCAGGAAGCUAGCCAUCCGCAACAAGGGGUGGACUGACGCUGUCGUGUGGAGCCCUCACCUCACCAUGCCUGCCUGCUACCUCGACUUCGUCUGUGUUGAGAAUGCCAAGCUAUCGGAGGUGGAGCUGCAAGCAGGCCAGACAUGGACUGCAGAGCAGGAGUUGGUGGCACUGUAG